AAACUUUCAUGAAAUUUCAAUAUUCAUAAAAGAAAAAAAAUGCCACUUUUUGAGAAUUUCAAUACAACAAAUCAAACUUCACCACAUUUUGAGAGACAUGAAAGUUUUGUCAGUAAUGUACUCCGUAUACCAUGUUCUCUUAUCCUAAUUUUACCACCAAAUGAGCGCUGUGCCUACGUUGAAGAAUAUCCUGAGGAAUGUAAAACUGCAAAUUUUCUAUUUGACUAUAUGCACCUUUAUUACUGUGUCAUAAGAUUUCCAUGGGAACCAUUGACCACAUUUAUUGGGAUACUGGUUUUAGUUUUUGUUAUUAUGAUUUUGUUUAUGAUUUUAUACAAUAGCGCGGACAAUUUUUUUUGUCCGUCUCUGCAAUCGCUCUCGAAUUUACUUGGACUUAAUGAAAAUGUCGCUGGAGUUACAUUAUUAGCUUUUGGUAAUGCUGCCCCAGAUGCUUUCACUAGUUUUGCUAGCUUAAUAUUUGAAGAGCGCGUUAUAUAUUCUGAUGUAUUUGCAAGUAUGUGCUUUGUGUAUAUGUUCGUCGGAGGGGCGAUCGUUGUUAGUAUGCCAUUUAAUAUUCGGCCCUCAAUUUUUUUGCGAGAUAUUGGUUUCCUUUUGCUUACCGUGCUUUAUUUAGGUGAAAUUCUUGGAACUAAAAAAAAGGUUUCUCUGAUCCAAGCAAUAUCCAUUUUAUCCAUUUACAUAAUAUAUAUAAUAGCAGUGAUCGUAGAUCAAUAUCUGGCGAAAUAUGUUGCAAAAAAAGUGGAUGAAAGAAUGGAAAAAUUAAACACAUUUAAUAUUAGUGAAAAGACUCAACUUGAUGAUUUACUCACUGAUGUCGGUCUUAAUGACAAAGCAUUGCCUAAAAGCGAGGAAUCAGGUGAUGAACCACCACAAUAUUCUUUUUUGGGACAGUUUUUCUUAACUAUAAGUCCAUUUAAAAUUGAUGACUGGAAAUCAUCUCAUUGCUUUUCACGUUUGAUCAUGAUUAUUUCAAUACCUAUUAUCCUGCCUUUAAAAAUUUUUAUACCUGUGGUAAAUGACGAAUUGCCUCUAAUCGGCUGGUCCAGGUUGUUAAACAGCAUCCAGACCAUUAUUUUACCGACAUUAUUUACAUAUAUCAUUUUUUCACCUUAUUAUUUAUAUGUGCUAGCCGCUACUUCUCCGUUCGGAAUUUUAUUAUUUAUUUUUACAAAAACAAAUACUGUGCCCUACUUUUUUUCUUUUUAUUCAAUUCUCGGGGUAUUUGGUUCUAUAUUUGUUAUUUACUCGGUUGCUCAAGAAAUUAUAAGCGUCUUGGCAGUGAUUGGCUACUCUUCUCAAUGUAGCAAUUCUUUUCUUGGCUGCACUUUGCUGGCAUGGGGUAAUAGCAUUGGAGAUUUGAUAACGAACACGACCAUGGCAAGAUAUGGCUAUCCGAAGAUGGCGUUUGCUGCUUGUUUCGGUGGACCAUUAAUAGCUUCACUUGUUUGCAUUGGCGGUACGACAACAGCCCGAAUACUAGCUACCGGUGCUCCUUGCGAAAUAGCGAAAGGUUUAUUUGGAGAGAAUUCUGAAGUCUUUCUUGUGCUUUGCUUAAUUUUUUCAAUAUUGGCUCUAACUACAACUAAUUUCCAUAUGCGUCGAUGUGUAGGUGUAUUCAUGAUUUCACUAUAUGUUUUAUACGUUAUUUUUACUGUUUUAUGUGAAUUUCAAGUCAUUCACCCAUAUGGAACAGAUCACAGUUUAGAUGCCAAAAUAGAACCAGGAAACCUUUAAUUUUUAUAAUAAAAUUAUAU
Teleopsis dalmanni is the source of this 1775-nucleotide messenger RNA. Its product is annotated as putative cation exchanger C3A12.06c. The transcript is spliced from 11 exons. Bases 40 to 1755 code for a protein of 571 amino acids. NCBI's taxonomy places the organism in Eukaryota, Metazoa, Arthropoda, Insecta, Diptera, Diopsidae. Gene Ontology annotation, cellular component: membrane. Gene Ontology annotation, molecular function: calcium:sodium antiporter activity. The record is from RefSeq and is a predicted model, not a curated record. Gene Ontology annotation, biological process: intracellular calcium ion homeostasis; transmembrane transport; monoatomic cation transport.